Molecule: messenger RNA, 1650 nt
Organism: Rhagoletis zephyria (snowberry fruit fly)
Lineage: Eukaryota; Metazoa; Arthropoda; Insecta; Diptera; Tephritidae
Product: transcription factor grauzone
Biological process (GO): regulation of transcription by RNA polymerase II
Cellular component (GO): nucleus
Molecular function (GO): RNA polymerase II cis-regulatory region sequence-specific DNA binding; zinc ion binding; DNA-binding transcription factor activity
Source: RefSeq, a predicted model, not a curated record
UCAGUUUGCCACACAUGGACUCUUCCAACCAAAACUGGUAGGUUUAAUCGAUAAUAAUCGAUUAAUUUUAUCAAAUGAUAAAUCGUUGCCAUACCUAUACGAUUGCAUUUGUUACUAAAAUUUAUAAACGCUGUAGAAAUGAUUUGUCGGUUGUGCCUACGCACCUUAGUUCCAGAAGGCGCUAUCUGCUUAUUCGACUAUUCUAAAAAGGAAGCCAAAUUUGUUAAAUUAAUAGCGAAAUAUUUCCUUCUAGAGAUAACGCAAGAUGACCCGAUAUCAACUCAGCUGUGUGAAGAUUGCUCGGAUCACUUGGAGGAAUUCCACAAAUUUUGGUUAUAUGUAGAUAUGAAACAAAGUUCGUUGGGUAGUGAAUUCCUAGCAGUUAAAUGUAGUGGGAUUAAGGAAGACACAACGACCGUCAUUGAUGUCAGUAGAGAGACGGUGGAUAAUCAAGAAGAAAUAUUGCUUGAUAUAAAAGAUAUACCUGCGCCAGAAGCUUACGAAUGCAGCUUUGACUCUACGCUGCCGCAGGAAAACAUUAGUGUUGCACCAGAUAUCAAAUUAGACAAUGAUUCCUGUGAUGAGUUACAACUCGAUAAUGACUGGGCCGAUGUCAACGAAUCAAUUGAUGAUGAUAUUCCUUUGUUAAGUUUAAAGGAUAAAUUACAAAAGAAAGCUCCAAAGGUAGUCAAAAGUGCUGAGAAAAGCUAUGUUCGGAUUAAGAAAAUUAGAAAAAAACGUAAGAAAAGCCAUACAUCAAGCGAAAAAUGUGGACCGAGAACGGAAAAAGCAAAACAAAACGAAGAUAUUAUUGCAAAUAGCAUGUUGUUGAGUUGUGAUCUUUGUAAAGAGAGUUUUCCAAACUACACCGAAUUGCGUUUUCAUUUUGCACAAGCACAUAACAGAGCUGCAUACGUAAAAUGCUGUGGUAGAACUUACCGUAAGCCAAAUUUAUUAGCGGAACACGUCGAAUGGCAUACCAAUCCUAGCAAAUUCAAAUGUGACAUAUGUGGUAAACAGUUGAAGUCCAGUAAGUGUUUGGCUAGUCACCUUAAAAUGAUUCAUUCCAAAAAAGAGGAAGCAAUUGAAACUAUUAGCUGUCCUAUAUGUUCGAAGGGUUUUCGAGGGCAGAAAUGUCUGGACAAUCACUUAAAACGGCACAAUGAUGUCAAAGAAUAUCCUUGCGAAAUAUGUAAUAAAAGCUUUGUAAAUGCGCAGCGUUUGCGCAAGCAUAUUGAGGCCAUACAUGAAGACCUUAAACGUCAUAUAUGUGACAUAUGUGGAAAGGCGUUCAAAUUUAAGCCCUCAUUUGAACGGCAUGUGCUGGAGCAUCAGGGCAUCAUUGAACCACCAGUGCAAUGUAAUAUUUGUGGUGAAUGGUCUAAAAAUAAGCAUGUGCACAGACUUCACCAAUUCAAGCACAACAAUACUAACACGGAUUGUAAAUAUUGCGGACGUAAAUGCGUUUCACGUACUGCAUUAAGAGGUCAUAUCAACUAUAUGCACAAGAAAAAGUAUAAUUUGCAGUGCAGCUUUUGCGACAAGACAUUCAAAGAGACGAGAAAUCUAGAUGAACAUAUGGCGAUACACACCGGCGCACAAUUGUAUUCUUGUCCACACUGUUCCAAGGAAUGCCGCUCAAGGUCGAAU